This is a messenger RNA of Mycena indigotica, 432 nucleotides long. RefSeq names its product HIT domain protein. The coding region runs from base 1 to 432 and encodes 143 amino acids. The record is from RefSeq and is a predicted model, not a curated record. Gene Ontology annotation, molecular function: catalytic activity. Gene Ontology annotation, biological process: nucleotide metabolic process. Lineage: Eukaryota; Fungi; Basidiomycota; Agaricomycetes; Agaricales; Mycenaceae. The transcript is spliced from 7 exons.
AUGGCUGCUAACGAAGAUUCGUCCUGCUUGUUUUGUGGCAUCCUCAAAGGAAUCAUUCCUAGCCACAAAGUGACCGAGACAGACUACAGUCUGGCAUUCCUCGAUAUCAUGCCAUUUUCCGAAGGACAUACCCUGGUUAUUCCGAAGUAUCACGCAGAGACCCUCGAUACUUUACCCGACGAAUACCUAAGAGACAUCGGACCACUUCUCAAGAGAGUUGCUAAAGCCGCUGGGACAACACAGUAUAAUAUUGUGCAGAAUAAUGGAAAGCUUGCUUACCAGCAAGUACCGCAUGCGCAUUUCCACGUCAUUCCAAAAAGCACAGAAACGGAUGGGUUAGUCUUACACUUGGAGGAGAGACCUCAGGCAAAGUCUACAAAUGAGGAACUGGCGGCAACAUGCGCGAAAAUGAAGGAAAGAUUAUCGCAGUAA